Molecule: messenger RNA, 1072 nt
Organism: Calliphora vicina (urban bluebottle blowfly)
Lineage: Eukaryota; Metazoa; Arthropoda; Insecta; Diptera; Calliphoridae
Product: homeobox protein engrailed-1a
Exons: 3
Coding region: 11-1072 (353 amino acids)
Biological process (GO): regulation of DNA-templated transcription
Molecular function (GO): DNA binding; DNA-binding transcription factor activity, RNA polymerase II-specific
Source: RefSeq, a predicted model, not a curated record
ACACAGAAAAAUGAGUCGUGACCAUUUUGGCGGCGAAGAUACGGAGCUUGUAACGUCCGAAGAUGAAAUAGAGAGUUAUUGUGAUUCCGAGUUAAAUUGUAGUGAUAUUAGUGAGACACCUUGCAAUAAUGGCGAUAAAAAUCCACAAUCAAGUGAAAAUAUUUCUUGUUCAAGUACAUUAUCAAAGUCUGAUAGAAAUUGUCCAUUUAGCAUAGACAGCAUAUUGGGACGAUCGAAUAACUUACAUAAAUAUCAUUCAGAUACGUCAGUGAUUAACAGCAACAACACAACUACGAUAACGAAAUCGUCAUCCAGUCAAUUGUCAUCUCCAGAUGUUUCAUCUAUCGAUUUUGGAAAUAUUUUAAACCAUGGCGUCAAUUCAAUACCUGGCUACGAUAAUAAUAUAAAGCGUUUACAUCCGUUAGUAAAUUAUGGAGGGUUAAACUCGGCUCCUGUUAUUUACAGCAACUGGAUUGGUCUGCCAACAAAACCAAUGAUCGGAACACAUUUCAAUCAUUUGCAUCAUCAUCACUUAAUGGGACUUCAAGCAAAGCGAUUUCGUAAACAAGGAAUAGAUCGUAAACCGCGACAGGCAUACAGUGCAAAGCAACUAGAAAGACUAGAAAAUGAAUUUAAACAAGAUAAAUAUUUAAGUGUCAGCAAACGAAUGGAACUAUCAAAAUCAUUGAACUUAACAGAGGUGCAAAUAAAGACAUGGUUUCAAAACAGACGUACCAAAUGGAAAAAACAGUUGACGUCCCGUUUAAAGAUCGCCCAACGGCAAGGAGUAUAUGAGAAUAAUCUUUACUUAACAAAUGUUGUAAAUGGUUCGAAUUUAGUCGUACAACCCAAUGCAGCACCGCCACCUUCUGCAAACACAAUUCCAGCAAUAUUUCCUCCCUACUAUGCAUCGGCAUUUUGUUUUGCUAACAAUUUGCUAUUCCCAAAAUCCCUAACAGCGGCCAACAAUUAUCUUAUUAAUUCUCAGUGCGAUAAUACAUCAAAUAUUACACUAAAAUCUACAAAUAAUAACCAAUCACUGGCUCUAAUUGCAAACACAAGUCCAUCAUAA